AUGGCGGCUCGCAGCGACAAGAUCGAAAAGAUCAUUGCGCGUAUGCAGCAACGUAUCAGCGAAGGCCAGUACUAUGAAGCUCAGCAACAAACCCGCGUCGUUGCCGCUCGUCACAUCAAGGCUGCCAACUGGACAGCGGCCAUUGAUAUUUUGUACAAUGUGGCGCAAGCCUUGUUGAAGGCAGGCCAGGGCGGCAGCGGCGGCGACCUGAGCAUUUUCAUGGUCGAUGUUUACCAGCAGGCAGAGCUCACGCCCGACGCCAUAUCGCGGGGCCGGGUUCUGACAUGUCUGCGCCUCUUUGACAGUGGGGAGCCGACGCGCAAGAAGUACAUUACGGAAGCCAUAGCAUGGUCUGCCAAGUUUGGCGAAUACCCGGCCGGCGACCCUGAGCUGCACCACGUCAUCGGCUCGCUCUAUGCCGACGAGCACGAACCCUACGAGGCCGAGCGCCACCUCCUGACCGGAACCAAGGACUCUCCAGCAGUUCUUGCUCGCAUGGAGUACGCGUGGUACCAGCAGGACGAAGCUCAUACAGCCCCGCUGUACGUUGGUCGAGCUGUCCUGCCAUACCUGCUCAUGGCCAACGUACGCGCCGCCAACGAGAGCUUUCGCGUCUUUGCGACCGCCUUGACCAACGACAACCCGGGCCUCAAUAUCCAAGACGUGAGCAGUGCAAGCGCUGAUGUGCGCGUGUUCCCCAGCCUGCCGCUCCUCAAUUUCCUUAGCCUGUUACUGUUGGCCGUCCAGCGCGGCAGCCCUGAGCUAUUCCGGCAACUGUCGACCAAAUACGCAACACAGCUGCGGGAGAACGAGUCAUGGUCAGACGCGGUCGAGACGAUUGCCGAGAUGUACUUCCACAUCCAGCGGCCACGGCAGAGCAACCCGCUGUUUGAUAUGAUGGGAAGCUUGUUCGGCGGCGGUGCUGGUGGUGGUGGUGGUAGUGGCGGCGGUGGCAACACAAGAGCAAAGGGAAACAGAAGCAUCGAGGCACCAGUCGCGGAAGGUUUGGACUAG
Molecule: messenger RNA, 1014 nt
Organism: Sporothrix brasiliensis 5110
Lineage: Eukaryota; Fungi; Ascomycota; Sordariomycetes; Ophiostomatales; Ophiostomataceae
Exons: 2
Coding region: 1-1014 (337 amino acids)
Biological process (GO): protein insertion into ER membrane
Cellular component (GO): cytosol; TRC complex
Molecular function (GO): protein binding
Source: RefSeq, a predicted model, not a curated record